CGGUUUACGACGAUCCCAGAUACAAACGCGAAAAAGUUUCUUUUCGGUGUGUGUUUUGAGCGGCGGAUCCAAAAAGUGUAAAGCAUUGCCAGGAGCUGCCCCAGGAAAAUAGAAGCUGCCACACACCCACCAUCCACCAACCACAAAAAUUAACGUGAAAGUCGCCGGCUAUUUGAGGCAGGUGUUAAACACAGCAAUUACGAACUACAAAUUGCCCACGGCUCUUGGGAAGUCGCCGCUGGAAUGCUGCAGCCAUCACUUCUGGUGGCGGUGCUGCUGCUGCUCCUGCUGCUGGUGCACUUGGAGAGGGGCAGCGGCAAGCCGCCCACCAAGGAGCUGCCCCGUCCGCUGAUCCCGCUGUUCGGCCUGGAGGAAGAGGAGGAGCUGCACCCGGAGCAGGUGGAGGGUGGAUUCCAGGGGACGCGGAAUGGGCGCUCCAGGCGUCCCACCUUGAUGGAUGUGGCCUUGCAGCAGAGCGUGCGACAGGGACUCGAUGCCAUGGCCGAGCUGUACGGUCGCAUUCAGCCGGAGAUGCUGCGCAAUGGCCAAACCCUGCAGGACAAUCAUCCGGCCGCGAUGCUCUCCCGCUUCAAUGCCCCCACUUCGGACUCGGAUCGCCGGGAGAUGGCCGCCUACGCCACCCUCGCCGCAGCCAAGGCCUUUCGCAAAAACUUCCAGCACAUCGAUGAGCUGGCCCGCCAGUCGCACUCGCAGCGGAUCUCGCUCCGGCGAACCGCCCUGGAGGGCCUCUGCCCGCCGCGGGAUCCGCCGCCCUGCAUGCCCGCCUCGGAGCGGUACCGCACCCACGACGGCACCUGCAACAACAAGCGACGGCCCAGGUGGGGCGCCGCCCAGAUGCCCUUCAACCGCUUCCUGCCGCCGGAGUACGGCGAUGGAGUGGACACGGUGCGCAGCUCGGCGGACGGCAGCACCCUCUCCUCGUCCCGCUUCGUCAGCCUGCUGGUCCAUGGAGCGCGGGAGGGGGAGGCACCGCUCACCCUGAUGAUCGCCCAGUGGGGCCAGUUGCUCGACCACGACUUGACCUCCACAGCUCAGCCGCGUUCCAUCAAUGGUUCGAUACCAAGUUGCUGUGGCGGCAAGGACUUCCAUCCCGCCUGCUUUCCCAUCAAGGUGCCGCUGGACGAUCCUUGGCUGGCGCCGCUCAAGGUGCGCUGCCUGGAGUUCCUCCGUUCGGCUCCGGCCCAGAGACGCGACUGUGUGCUCUCUUGGCGGGAGCAGACCAACCAGGUGACCUCGUACAUCGACGCCUCGCCCAUUUACUCGAACAGCGCCAAGUCCUCGGACAAUGGCCGCGUGUUCCGGCACGGCCUGCUCGUCUACGGACGCGGAGAUCCCGCCGAGGAUGUGUGCCAGCGGGGAGCCAUGGCCACCAAGUGCAUCCGCUCCGGAGACGGACGAAGUGGCGAGCAGCCCGGCCUGCUGGCCAUGCACCAUGUGUGGGUGGGCGAACACAACCGGAUUGCAAUGGAGCUGAGCGAACUGAAUCCGCAUUGGAGCGACGAGAAGGUGUACCAGGAGACGCGGCGGAUUGUGGGCGCCUUGUUCCAGCACAUCACUUUCAGGGAGUUCCUGCCCGUCAUCCUGGGCAGGGAGGUGGCCAAGCUCUUCGACCUGGAGCUGAUGCCCACCGGCUUCUACGAGCGGUACAGUUCCAAGGUGAAUCCCACGGUGGCCAACGCCUUCGCAGCCGCCGCCUUCCGUUUUGGCCACUCGCUGGUCCAGAAUUCCUAUACGAGAUGCGACCGUCACCACAACGUGAUCAAUAAUAAUGUCAGCCUGCACGAGGAGUUCCAGCGCGGUGACAUUGGCUCGGCGGGCUCACUGCAUCGCCUUCUGCGUGGCCUGGCCUCCCAGAGGGCCCUGAAGAGGGACGAGUUCAUCACCCCAGAGCUGACUAACCACCUGUUCCAGACCCCCGGCUUUCCCUUUGGCCUGGACCUGGCCGCCAUCAACAUCCAGCGGGGCAGGGACCACGGCAUCGCUCCCUACAGUUCUUGGCGAGUGCCCUGUGGCCUGAGCCCCAUUCUCAGCUGGGAUGACUUCGCCAACGUGGUGGGUCCGGAGUCGGCGAAGCGCAUUGGCCACGCCUACCGCAGCGUGCACGACAUCGACCUCUUUGUGGGCGGCAUUGCGGAGCGCCCAGUAGUGGGUGGAUUGGUGGGACCGACCUUUGCCUGCAUCAUCGCCCAGCAGUUCAGCAACGCGAGGCGGGGCGAUCGCUUCUGGUACGAGAACGGCGGCUUCGAGAGCUCCUUCACCCCCGCUCAGCUGCACUCCCUGCGCCGCGUGUCCUUGGCUCAGGUCCUUUGCCGCACGGUGGGUGGCGGCACCCUCCAGCCGCACAUCUUCAUUCCGGCCGAAUUCGAGGACAACGAGCGACAGACCUGCGGAGUGGGCAGCCUGGCCCCAAUCGAUCUGAGCCCCUGGCUGGAGCAAGAUCCCUUCCACAACCCACAGAUGCCCGACCAGGUGUUCAACAUUGCCCAGCCGCAAUUGGGGUCGGUGCAGAUCAUCAAGGAGGACAAGGCGGGCUUCUCGAACCGGGUGAAACCCAUUAAGCCGCAGGUGGAGCUCAGUGCCAAUUCGGGCAGCGGGUUUCAUCGACCCACCAGCGGGAACUCGACCAAAGUCAGUGACAAACUCGACCUCAGACGAAAGACAGUGACGAACAGUAACAUUAACCGACAGACCACGCCCACUCGCAAGCCCGUAAGUGGCGUCAACAACAAACUGGACAAGUCACCGAAGAUCACCAUCAACAUAAAGAGCGUGAAUGUGAGAAGGCCAGAGGGAUCGGGUCCCAAGCGAAGGGUGAUCAUCAACAAUGUGCCCGUGGAACUACGCAGCUCGGGGGGCAAUGCCACUGACACGCAGACAGGAACAGGAACUUUCACAGAGGACGAGAACGACUUUGACCAGGACGAAGAAGGGGACACUGAGGACGUAGCUGAAGUGAGGGCUAACAAAGAUGACCCUACCAAACCAAGCAAAUCAGACAUAAACCAAACUGAAACUGAAACUGACUUAAAGACGACACUUCAGGGGAACAAUACAAAUACAGGACAGACUACAGAAGCCUCAAAAACUGAAAGACGCGACGAUAGAAAGCUGGAAAACCAGCUGGACAAGACUUUGGACUCGCGACUACUGCACCUGCAGCGAAACCGUACUAGUACCCCAAGGGACAUCCAAACCAGCUCCACAGUCAGUUUGGAACGCUCCACUCGACAGACGAAAGCCCCCAAGAUCAGUAAACCCACGAAAAGGGGCGUGGAACUUAGACAGUACCAGAACAGACCGCUUUACGAGAGACCCCAAAAGGUGGUUGUGAACGGACCGAACGCCGACCAGUAUGAGAUUGAGAUAAACAUCAGACAGACGAACAAGAACCCCGGAUCACGACCCACGACGGAGUACACGACUGGCCACAAGCCGUACUACGACUCGAACUACGCACCGCAGCACGUGGACUACGCCAGCACUACUCCAGUUUCCAUACCAAGCUAUGGGUAUCAGCAUUCCCUCUCCGAGAUUAGCACCCAGGGACAGAGGACCAAGCCACCGACCAUCAUUUAUCUGAACGACAACGACGACAGACGGACGACGACGACCCGGGCACCGAACAUAUUCCAGAACUUCCUGACCUUUGCCACGAACAGCUUCAAUCCCCUGGGAAACCGACGACCCAUGCCCACGACUCCAUCCCCGAUCUCGCAGAGCCACAAUGAGCGGCCCCAGUUUGAGAGCAAUGUGGUGCACAGUCCCAUUAGCAACUCGCAUAUACUGACAGGAGGAUCCUCGUCCUUCUCCCCGCGACCGCCAAACUCGGUGCACUCGUAUCCGGUGGCCACCAGUUCCCAGAUUGGCGCCAAUCCCGGCUCCGGUUUUCUGCACGCUUCCAGCAGUGCGGUGAGCUCGGGCCACUUUGGCAGCAUCUCCGGAGUGGCCACUGCCAAUGGAGCGGACAGCACUUUUAGCUUCAACAUACGCCCUCGUCCCAGUCAGGACCUGAGUCCGGUGGUGAGCUCCUACCCAAGACCCAAUCAAAAUCAGGUGCUAGGAGGAGGGGGAGGGGGAUCGUACGGGCUGGUGGGUCAAUCCUCGUACAGACCGGACUACCAACCUGCCCAGAGCGAACUGUACUACGACAGGGAACUGAUCACUGACCGCAAUCCCAGCCCAUUCUCUGGAUCCAGUUCAGGGUUCAGACCACAGGCACAGACUUUUUACGGACGGACACCAGAACUCAAGGAGGCGGGCAACAACAGCAACGAACUGACUCAGACGGAGCACAAACUGUACCUACUGGACUAUGACUAUGUGAGCAGGACACUGUCCAACUUGACCACGGACGAAAGCCAUUCAACUGAAGAGGAUGCAGACUACGUGUACGACGAGGACUUACCCAGCAACGACCUGGACACGACGGAGACCCGGAAGGUGUCGGACCCGGCGGAAUUGUCCACCAAGAAGUUCGACAAGGACGGCUACAUGCGACCCCAACUGAUGCGAGACGCGACGCAAAACUCGACCGGAACGAACGUGACCUCCCUGGACGACAACUACGUAAUGCCCAUGCUGGAGAACAAGACGCGUACGAACUACGUGACGGAGGUGCCCAAGCCCAUGCUGUCCACCUCCAGCAGGAGUGUGACGAACAGCAAGGUGACUGUGUUUCCGGACAGCCUGGGCAAGCAGUUGGGCAACGACAUACUUGCGGACGAGACGGACGACUAUGUGGACGGGAACUCGGAGGCGCGGCUGAAGGCCCAGAGGCUGAAGCAACUGGCCAGUGUGGCUUUUGCCCCAAUCACCGUACUGACCAAGCCGGACAGACCCGACAACUGGGUGAUCUACAACAAGGCCAGCGAGGAGCCGCCAUUGCCGCAGCCACCGGCCAUCAACAUGGAUGUGGCACCCACCGGCGAAGUGCCCACUCCCAUUAAGAACUUCAACAAUGCCUGGCUAAAGCAGAAUCUAAAGGUUCAGCCGGAAACAUCAAAUGUUUCCAGGACCACUCAUAAAGAGGAUGUGCCGAACGGAUCUGAAACCACUAAGGAGGCGAGGGAGGUGACCACUGUGGCAACAGUGGACAGUAACUAGAAAUGCCAAAUUAGCCCUAGAUUACUUAUUUAUUUAUUUAUAAUUUAAAAGCACGAAUUAAAAUCAAACUAUCAUUCAA
This is a messenger RNA of Drosophila rhopaloa, 5203 nucleotides long. RefSeq lists its product as uncharacterized. The record is from RefSeq and is a predicted model, not a curated record. Gene Ontology annotation, biological process: response to oxidative stress. Gene Ontology annotation, molecular function: heme binding; peroxidase activity. NCBI's taxonomy places the organism in Eukaryota, Metazoa, Arthropoda, Insecta, Diptera, Drosophilidae. The transcript has 7 exons. The coding region runs from base 244 to 5124 and encodes 1626 amino acids.